Molecule: messenger RNA, 732 nt
Organism: Diaporthe batatas
Lineage: Eukaryota; Fungi; Ascomycota; Sordariomycetes; Diaporthales; Diaporthaceae
Exons: 1
Coding region: 1-732 (243 amino acids)
Source: RefSeq, a predicted model, not a curated record
AUGGCUCUUGUCCUUUCUUACACUCCGGAGUCGUACAAGACUCUGCCCUCCCUCAAAACCGCCCACAAGAACUUUAAGGAGAAGUCUGGGCGAGACGCUCUCGACGGGGAGAUCCUCCACCUUUUCGAGGAAUACCCUGACGCCCGCCGUAACUUUGGUCUCCAGCUCCUCCACCGGCACUUUUCCAUGUCCAAAGACGAGAUCCUUGUUGAGGUCGAGCGUACCUCUUCUCCCUGGCACAUCAAGAACCUCGGGGACGACGCCUCUCUCAUGCAGGGUCGAGUCUACCCUCGCAGCUUCCGCCUCAGCUCCGACCCAGACGGCCCCAAGUUCAAGCCCUACGAGUUCAGAUACCUGCUUGACGGCGAAGAGCCACUUUCGGACCCGAAUGACCCGCAAAACGCCGCUUUCGCUGAGAAGCUCGCUUCGCUCCUCAAGAAGUAUUCCCUGGAGAGCGUCUUGGGUAUCAAUGCCCUGACGCCUGAGAUCAAGCCUCUUCGCGGCUUCAAAGGUGAUCCAAGCUGGCUCUGGGAGAAGACCAUCGGCAAGGCGAACAUCCUCUUCCCGAUCUCUGAGUUGGGCAAAGACUCGAUCGAGGCCAUCUUUGUGUUCACUGGGAAAGGUGAGGGCGUGACGAUGGCAGCCCAAUGUUCCAGCCCGUGCGUGUGCAAGGGCCCUGGCAUGGACUCCACCGAGGAUUGGGACUCUGGUGACGAGACGGAGACGGAGUAA